GUGUGAGCAAAGGUAUCGGCACGGAGUCAACGACAAUGAAGAAUCUAAUCAUCGCAAUCGUUCUGAUUAGCCCCUGCUUGGGGGACGUGUCACAUAUUUUAUCAGAAUAUUCAACGACCACGACGCCACCCCCACCACCCAAACCUUACAAGUUUCAAUACCAGGCAGGACGAUAUCCUGGAACUGUCGAUCGAAUUCAUCAAGAAAGUGGAGACGGUUCUGGGCACGUUCUAGGUUCUUAUUCUUUCAUCGAUCCCAAACACAAAGUACGAACGGUGCAAUACUCGGCUGAUGAAAGUGGAUUUCAUGCCUCCUUAAUAAAUUAUGAAGACACAGUUACGCAACCUGUCGAUUCUGAAGCAGUGAGGCUUGCUAAAGAGAAGCAUUAUCGACUUUACCAGAAGAUCGCUGCAGCAAACGCUCACGGUGUUCCGGCUAAUCUCCCGCGAGAUUCCGCGAGCGUGGGGAGAGCGAAGGACAGGCAUGCUCAGUUGUAUCAGAAGAUUGCUGAGGAACACGCUGCGAUCGCCGCUCAAAGAGAAACUGAACGAUUGGCUUACGAGGCCACUUCUGCCGUUAACGAUGUAAAUCUUAAUCAUGGAUAUUGAUGUCACUUUAUGAUAAAAAUAAGGCUGAGGACAUGACAAUGUGGAUUGACCUAAAAUAACAAUUUUGUAUCACUUUACAAUAAGUCUAAUCGUUAUGACAAUCUCUUCCAGAAUGACUUGUCUUUUGUAUUGUCUAUUUAUAAAUGUUGUAUCUAAGAAUUCGGAUGGCAAGUCUAAAGUAGAGAGAUUUGUUUGGCAUUAUAGGUAUUAAAACUACAAUGCUAUUACUUAUUACUUACUACGAAUGCGGCAGAGUAACAUGACAUAGAA
Messenger RNA from Colletes gigas, 878 nucleotides. RefSeq lists its product as uncharacterized. The record is from RefSeq and is a predicted model, not a curated record. Gene Ontology annotation, molecular function: structural constituent of chitin-based larval cuticle. Bases 36 to 608 code for a protein of 190 amino acids. Gene Ontology annotation, cellular component: chitin-based extracellular matrix. The transcript has 4 exons. Lineage: Eukaryota; Metazoa; Arthropoda; Insecta; Hymenoptera; Colletidae.